Messenger RNA from Cladocopium goreaui, 4242 nucleotides. Lineage: Eukaryota; Dinophyceae; Suessiales; Symbiodiniaceae. The record is from the annotation of a GenBank genome assembly.
AUGAGCAAUUCAUCCGGACUAGAUCGCUCACGUCGGCGACACCGCUGGUUUGCUCUGGUCGCAUUACUAAUUGCCGUGGCUUCUUCGUUGAUUCUGACCGAAGCCACGCUGAGAAUUCUGUCUUAUGAUCCUCUCACGCACGAAGAAGUAACGAUAGAGAUCGAGAAACUUGGUACGACAGGCACCGGCGACGAGACAGGCGGUCACGCCCUAGCAGCAGAUAUGGAGCUCAUGCGUCCCGACUCCAUCUUGGGGUACACGCAUCGCCCAGGAGAGUAUCAAGUCGAAUUGAAGGACGGUUAUUCCUUCAGGAUGACCCAUGACAAGGAUGCUUUAAGAAUUACUCACCCUCAAUCGGAAGACGAUCUAUUUGAUGAUCUGCCGUCCAUCUGGAUAUUCGGUUGCUCUUUUACCCAUGGAUGGUCGGUCGACGAUGAGGACACGUUUGCCUGGAAGCUCCAAGAAAGAUUCUCCAGCUACAACAUUGUAAACUUCGGCGUCAGUGGCUACGGGCAAGUUCACGCAUUACUUCAAUUCCAAGAGGCCCUGAAGACUCGGCUACCACCGCAACUGGUUAUUUUAACUUACGCGCACUUCCACGAUGAACGAAACACAUUUGGGCGUGCGUACCGAAGAGCCACGGUAAUGAACAUGGCUCCUCAGAUGCGUGGCACUCCAUUUCCCUAUGCAAAGCUCGCAAAGGCCAACUCUGCAACUGUUGAGCGGCGGCCCGCGGCUUAUUUUGGUCUGCCAAUCUUUAGGAACUCCGCAUUGGCCACCUUUGUCGACGCCGCAUUUGAUGGCCUCGACGAUCGCUACACUCGUAGUCACGAUGUUUCUCAGGCCCUGGUGUUGGAGUUCAGUCGUAUUUGCAAUCAGCAUGGCAUCGAGCUUGUGGUUGCCGGUCUCACGCAAGAACCCGCCACAUGGAACAUGAUGGCGUUCUGCCUUCGACACGGGAUACGCCGGGUAGACAUCUCCUUCGACUAUGAAAACCCCGACUACAUGAACUUACCACACGACGAAACCCAUCCUUCGCCGGCCGGCCAUCUGAUUUAUGCCGGGCGACUCGCAGCUUUUUUGGAGAAUGAAGGUCUCGUCAAGCCUGCUCCUGCAACAGCUGCAACCAACGAUGGUCCGACGAAGCAGCGAUCGAUGUCUCGCGAUUCCAACAAGAGCAACAUCAGAGCAGCGAAAUUCUCAAGUCACUCUCGAAAUGCUUUUCUUUGGAGCGUCGUCUUCGUUGCGGUCUUCGUAUCUCUUCUAGCCUGGCGACAUGAGUACCUAGACUCACCACCGUAUUGGGACGCUGCCACUGGCCUCUGGAGUGAGGCCCUCAAGCCUUUCCUGGUGUUUUGCACCCUACUUGUCAUCGCAGCCUUGCUGAAUUGUUGGUCGACCCCCACCGCAUGGCAAGAAAGCCCAACACGGUACACCAUCGCCAUGGGAGGCUGGGACUACGUUGCACGCUUUUGGGCUCCGGAUGCCGUCCUCUCAAUACUACUCUCCCUCGCUGUGGGUCUCUUGUUGUUUAGAGAGCAUGGUGAAUACGCACCGAAUGAUGCGAGAUCCUGGUCUUUGGCUUUUGCCCAGCUUUCGUGGUGUGUACUUGCAGCAAGUGUGGUUUGGGGAUCAUUCCACGAACUGAUGCCGCCCGACUUGACGCUCUCCGUGGCAUUGAUGGCAAUCGUUUUUGGUGCUGCGGCCUUAGCUUCUGGCCCCCUAAAGGUGCCAGCCGCUGUCCUAGCGGUAGGAUUCUUAGUAUUCCAGAUCUCAAACCAGCAUGGUCGCUUUUAUCCCGAUCCAUCGAUUCUGCACGGGCCAGAGUUCGCCCGCACCGGAAGUGCCCUCCUACGCAGCCUUGAGUACCGGAUCGACCAUCGAGCGAACAUCGAAGCGGUGAAAAGUAUCGUCGAGAAGGGGAACGGGAGACCAGUAAUCUCCGGCGCGCCCCUGACCUACUUUCUUUCGAUUCCGCGGUUGGGGUAUGUGGAGAAACCGGUUCAAGGAUACUGCCUGCAACCUGUGGUCCAAGCAUCACCAAGCAUGGUACUCGUGAAUUCGGCACUAGUAUCUUGGCCCGAAGAUCCAGUCUACCUAUUGUCGGCCAAUCUUUACUUUUACGAUUCACCCUCGGUGUUGCUUACAGGACCUACAGAAAACGACACCGUCAUUUAUCGAGAUGGUGAGUCAUCGCCACUGAUCGCUUACCACCCCAUGAACCACGAGUCGCCUGAAGAAACUCUAAGCUGGGUCCUCGAUCGAUUUUCUCUGUACGCAUCUGUUUACCACCGCGCAUUGUCGCGGGCGAUCAUUUAUGAGCAUCGGGGCGAACUCGAUAAAGCACUUGAAAUUCUAGAAGAGGAACUAAAUCAUUCGCCUGCGAACAGCGAAGUGAGAGUUGCCCUUGCUAAGCUUCUUCUCAAGCAAGGCGAUGUUGAACGUGCCGAGGAAGAGCUGGCCCUAACUUUACAGCAUAAUCCGCAGCACGUUGAAGCCACAGUGCAGAUGGGCUUGUUGCGUUUGAAGCAAGAACAGUUGGAGCAAGCGGCGGAGUUGUUCGAGCGUGCUAUCGAAGAAUCACCCGGUCGAGCCGAUGUGCAUGAGUACCUGGCGGCUACGAUCACGCGACAAGGGCGUUUCGAAGAUGCCAUAAAGCAUCUCACGCUUGCUCUCAAGUUGGAGCCUGCCAAUCCAGACACACAUUUCAAUUUGGGAAUCUUGAAUGCCCAGAUUGGCAAGAAAGCUAUCGCGAUUGAGCACUUUCGCGAAGCCCUGCGAUUACGUCCAGACUUCCCAGCGGCACAACAAGCGUUGAGCCAACUGGGAGAAAACACACUGUUGACCUGCGAGGGGUUGAUCGAGCGGUAUGGGGACGAUGUACUGCUGGUCACGGGACCGGCUGUGGGUCCAGAGGGGAGCUUGAUGGAGCGGGCCGAAUCGCGCGGUGUGCCGAUCGAACUGGUUCCCUCUCUCCGACGUGCGAUUCAUCCAUGGCACGACGCAGUGGCCCUGAGGCAACUCAAACGCGUGCUGCGGGAGUUCAAGCCCGAUGUGGUGCAUACCCAUAGCGCGAAGGCGGGCAUUUUAGGAAGGGCAGCAGCCACGGCGCUGGAUGUACCGGCAGUUGUUCACACCGUGCACGGGGCGCCGUUCUAUCCGUACCAGGGCAGGGCGGUGCGACUGUUCUAUCAGGCCUGCGAACACUGGGCGGCCAAGAGGUGCCAUGCGUUGAUUAGCGUGGCCGACGCCAUGACCAACUUGAUGGUCGAAGCGGGCGUCGCCCCGGCCGAUAAGUUCACCACCAUCUACAGCGGGAUGGAUGUCGAACCUUUUCUGGCCGCAGAAAAACAUCGAGGGUCCGCACGUGCGGCGUUGGGGUACGAAGAUCACCACGUGGUGAUUGGCAAGGUCGCCCGAUUGUUUCACCUCAAAGGGCAUGAAUACGUCAUUCAAGCUGCCCGAAGUGUGAUCGACCGGCACCCCAACGCCCGCUUUCUUUUUGUCGGCGAUGGAAUUCUACGAGAGAACCUUCAACGCCAAAUCGAGAGCAGGGGACUGACCGACUACUUCCAAUUUACGGGCCUCGUCCCCCCGGGGCGAAUCCCGGAGUUGAUCUCUGCGAUGGACAUCGUCGUUCAUGCCAGUCUCCGCGAAGGAUUGGCUAGAGUGCUUCCCCAAGCAAUGAUCUCCGGCGUGCCGGUCGUCAGUUACGACGUUGACGGCGCCCGCGAGGUGGUUCUGCCCAGUGAGACAGGGUUCUUAUUGCCAGCGAAGGCGAUCGAUGAGAUGGCCGAAGCACUAGAUGAAUUAAUCUCCGACCCUCAGCUACGACGCACACUAGGCCAAGAAGGCCGCCGUCGAUGGACCGAGGUGUUUCGUCACGAGCACAUGACGGAUGAGAUCCGGAAGUUGUAUGAGCACGUGCUGGAGGCAGAACGCUUCGGCUGCUUGAGAAAGAGGGAAGCGGUGAGUAAUCAACGGGGAAACGUCGAGGCGGCCUUGGGUGAUCAUGUCCAGGGCCAGCGGCAGAUCGCGCUGCACGUCGGGGUGCACCGAAGAAAUAAAGCGAAUGUUCUGGCGGAACAUUUUCCACACCGGCAGCGAACACUCUUCUGCAUCGGGCACACCGAACAUCAACACGGUGCCGUGCUUCUUGCACAAGUCAACCGCCAAAUGGAUAGGGGCGACAUCGUGUCCUACCGCUUCGACAACAAUAUCGACUCCUUCACCAUCGGUUAG